CUACUAACCAGAUCCUGGGCCUCAGUUGCAGCGACAAGACACAAUGUCUGUUGAAGCCCCUUCCAGCGAGCCUCAGAUGGCAUCCACGUCUUCUUCCGUACAGCCGGCCCAAAAGUAUGGCUUGCGAGUGAACGGCAAGAACUGGCAUGCUCCUAAAAAGGCCUUUCGCCCGACUUCUGGCCAGACCUCUUACGCUAAACGCAAAGAGCUGGAUCAGCUCAAACAAGCCACCAAGGCACGAGAGCAAGAGAUGAGAGAUGAGAAAGAGCAGGAGCGAAAUAGGAGAAUACAGGCUAUCAAAGACCGGAGAAAGGCAAAGGAAGAGAAGGAGAGAUACGAGAAGAUGGCAGAAAAGAUGCACAGAAAGCUAGUCGAAAGGAGAAAGAGGAGAGAAAAGAGGAACAAGUUGUUGAAGAGCUGAAAGCCCUGUCGGAUCGAUCUAUUUGAACACCGCAUCACUCAUCUACACACCUUCAAGUUGCGACGAGGUUCAUUAUCUCCAGUCCGCCGCUUAGGGCCCGUCAACGACAUCCACCAACUCUCUUGUCAAGGGGUAAACGGCGAUGCUGCUCCCAAGACCGACGAUGCUCAGUCGGGAAGAAUUCUUCAUCACAUCGUGGUGUUAGACUCGUGGCGCCGUGUUGUUGAAAUAUUCAGGACGAGGUUGAAGACCGAUGGCUUUACAUCGAAGUGUCUGCCCCGUGACCCUCUGCAAAGUGAUGCAACAGUGCUGGAGUAUCCUCUUGACAGCUGGAAGCGUUGCGAUCUUGGCGGAGUCUGAGUGUGCAGAGUAUACUUUGGUUUCGGCCAUGGCAGGUUACCGGUGAGCACCCCGAGGCCUUGCCGGACAGUCAAUGCGCAGCCACUGGGCAUAUGAGGCAUACCACACCUGGGAUGGUUGUUACGAUCAUAGAGAUCGAGCUGGAGAUUCCCACGCAGAAAUGAGCGGCAGGAUCAUUCUGUGCUUGUAUCGCGACAUUUGGUGAAUGGAAUGCCAAUCACGACAUUACCCAUUUUGAGCUUGAGGGCUGAGAAGCUCACCAUCAGCGUUUUCAAGUAGUCGUCUUCGAGAUUGACAAGUUGCUGUCGAGUUUCCUUAUCAGGCUCUUUUACAGUCCAGGCAAUACUUAUAUGGAAAGCAUCUGACCUGUCAAUCAUGGUUUGUUGAGUUUUCGAAAUGUCCUUGUCUGAUUUCUUCGAGUCGUUGUCAUACAGCUCUGCGAGUCCAAAUUGCCGAGCAGCUGCAUUAGAUGCCGAUAAUAGCUUGUUCAAA
Exophiala xenobiotica is the source of this 1273-nucleotide messenger RNA. RefSeq lists its product as uncharacterized. The coding region runs from base 44 to 421 and encodes 125 amino acids. The record is from RefSeq and is a predicted model, not a curated record. The transcript is spliced from 2 exons. Lineage: Eukaryota; Fungi; Ascomycota; Eurotiomycetes; Chaetothyriales; Herpotrichiellaceae.